AGUAGUUUUUCAGCCCUUAUAUAUAGAUAUAUAUAUAGUGUUAUACAUCUAAACAUGAAAUCAGAAAAACUAAAAAGAAACUUUUGGGUCUCUGCUGAAAUUGAAUGUAUGCUUAAAUUUAUAGGGGAGCUUAAUAAUGUUCAAAGAUCUAUUUCUGCAAAUACGACGCAAAACACAUUUAACCAAAUUGCCAACAAAAUGAAAAAAAGUGGAUAUCCAAAUAAAUCACCUACGCAAAUACGAAGAAAAUGGUUUCAAAUGAAGUCUGCGUAUUUAUGUUACAAAAAAGGCAAUAUUGACCGACUGUUUCUUAUACCUGAAAGAUUUCGAAAUGUAAUUGCACAGUUUGUAGAAAACGGCGAUAAGUUCGGCCGUUCAUGUAGUAUGUCGACUAUCUCGUUGACAAAUCAAUACCAUCGUUACGAUGUCAAUUCUUUAGUCAUGGAUAAAUUUUUGAACCAAGUUAAAAAGAACAAUAAACUAGUCAAUUCGGAAUAUACAAAACUGGAGCGAUCUCUGUUGCAAUAUGACCACAAAUGGCAAAUCGUUCGAGAUGCUAAUAUUAUUAAAAAUAUAAACUAAUUUUAUUGUUAAUCUUGCCGAUCGACUCUUCAAAUAUAAAAAUAAGGUGCAAUAAGUUUUAUUACUUCUGCUUAUGCUUGUGAAAAUAUCAGAAGUCCAAGCUACAGUUAGCAGCGACAAUUAAAACUGUAGACUUCUGCAGCACAGCAAAGGG
Molecule: messenger RNA, 736 nt
Organism: Drosophila pseudoobscura
Lineage: Eukaryota; Metazoa; Arthropoda; Insecta; Diptera; Drosophilidae
Exons: 3
Coding region: 55-582 (175 amino acids)
Source: RefSeq, a predicted model, not a curated record